Phytophthora nicotianae INRA-310 is the source of this 1308-nucleotide messenger RNA. RefSeq lists its product as hypothetical. The coding region runs from base 91 to 1182 and encodes 363 amino acids. The record is from RefSeq and is a predicted model, not a curated record. Lineage: Eukaryota; Oomycota; Peronosporomycetes; Peronosporales; Peronosporaceae. The transcript has 2 exons.
GCACUGGUUCAAGCUAGGCUAUGAAAGAUGUGAGUCGGUGCAUGAGCAGACAACAGCUGGAGGCGCGUAGCGGAGCUCUUAACUCUUCGGAUGGGGUCGACCAAAACAUUCACUUUGCAAUCUCCAUUGUGGAGCCGAAGGCGAGCGAUGCGAAACAUUACGGACUCCACGUGCGACUACGGUCUCGCGCAGACGGAGGAAGGAUGCGUGCGCACACUGUCUUCAUACAACCCAGACGCGUAUCUCCACGUGCAGAUUAUUUAUCUCGUUCUCGGCAGCGUGACCACAUUCGCUAGCGCCGUCAUGUACAUCCGGUCCCUCAAGCAUGAGGCGUCCAAACUGCAGCAGUACAAUUUCAUCUUCUGUUGCUAUGCGUCCUUGACAAUGGUGUUAACCGGCGCCGACCCGAAAAGCUACGGCCACCUCAUUCCUCGCCCCAUCAGCAGCUUCCUGUCCGACUCGCUGACCGCCGCGCUCUACUCCGUGUACAUUCUGACGCUCGGAUAUUGGGCUACCAUUAUUCAAAAAGGUGCUGCAAUGGGCGACAGACCAGCUCAACUUAUCUGCUUGGAGAGUAUCGCCAUCGCGGUUGUGUGGGCGUUCUACAUUCUGUACAACAUUUCGCUCUUCUUGUCCAAGGGAUUCAACCGAACAGGCAUCACGUAUCUGCAUUUAAUGUGGAGUGCGAUAAUGCUGGGCAUCAUUAGCACCGUCUUCUUGAUCUACGGUUUACGCGUUCUUGCGCGUCUCCAGGCAUACGAGCAGGAGAAGAAGCUACGGAUACCCACCAUGGCGUCGGACCGUGUGAUGAAUCACUCGUACAAUAUGGGGAGUCUAAGUGACGAUGAAGACGGUGUUCCUGUGGUACAGGAGCCCAAGUUCGCGAACCGUGGCAAGCCAAAAGAAGGCCAUUCCACCAAGAUCCGCAAGAUCCUGUACGUGACCGAGACGCUUUCACUAAUCGUCAUUGCAACGCAAAUGUACAUGGCGGUAACCCACACAGCGGGUGAGUCUGAAGAGCUCCAAUGCGCCAACGGUAUCGGCUGCGAGUCUGUCAAGGCUGGUCUCAGCUAUUUGAAUAUCCUUCAGGUGGUAUGUGUAUGGGCGGUAUUGUGGGCUUUCCGAACCAUCAAGAAGAAAGAGGUGAUUCCUCAGCCGAAUAACGCGCAGUCUAUGGCGUAGAGAUCGAUAUUAGUGUAGAUGAUAAUUGUGUGUUCGGUAGUUGUAUCAACUCCAGCCUCAAUGCGCUGGUAAUCAAGAAAGUAAAGGAGGCGGAUGAUCUCCAUGAUCCAAAUAUUGAACCGUGCC